AUGUUCAUUAUUGCAUAUGCUCUUUAACUUAAUAUCUAUUUAGGAAAAAUUUAAGAUCCACUUAUCCUACCUAAUAACUCUGGCAUGCUUAUCGAUAUUUUUUAUGAUGUCAUGGAUUCCUUAAAAUCUCGCAGAGGCGAAUAAUUAGAAUUACUUUAUGUCAAUCAAUCUGAUUAAGCUAAUAUUACUUUUGACUUUAUUAGAAAUUUUAAUUAAGAAAAGAGCAUUGUUCUUACCCAAGAUUUAAUUUAACUUGACUACUCUCAUUAUGAUGUAUUUCCUAUGAGUUAUAUAAGCAGUUGUCAAAACCAAUACUUACAGAAAAUUAUAUUUUUAUUUAUCCGAGUCUUGUUGUUACACUAUUCUCAAGAAUUGUCUGGGAACUCUUUUUCAAUUACAUCAUUAUUAUUUUUCCUUGGAUUAUGCUCUAUGCAAAUUUUAUGAUUUUUUUCCUCUCCAAAUAAAAAUAUAGAACCUAUUCCAAAAAAAUCCAGGUCUCCUUACAAAUUCUUGUUGGCAAUCAAGAAACCAAUUAGUAUUUAUCACUUUUACCAAAUUAGAUCUACUUUAAUACUUAAAAUCAUGUUUAUUAUUGUUACAUUUUUAAUAAGCUCCAUCAUUUUUAUUGAUUUCAUUUAUGUUGUUGGUAAUGCUAUUUAAAGGUAAAAUUUUAAUUCUCUUAAUGAUUUGGCCAUGAAUCAAUUUUAAUUAUGUUCCAUUAGAAAUGAUAUAUUUAUAUCAGACAUGAUUCAAAGGUACCGUGAUAUAAGUUUUCAAGAAAAGGACAAUAUCAAACAAUGCAUAGAUGUACAUCAUUUAUAAAUAAAUCAAGAUACUCUUUAAAAAUGAAGAUGCAGUAAUUUUUGUAAGCGAAUUCUAAUACGGCCUCUUUCUCAAGGAAUACCCAGAAUACACAUAUUUAAAAUAUUAGUUAAAGUAUAACUCCUACAGAAGUUAUCAAUUAUUAAUUAAUCAAACUAUUGAUAACAAUAUUAGAAAAGUAAUUAUUCUAUUUAAAAUAGGAUAUCAAUACUUCUAUAGAUUAAUUAUGGUCUUAAAAAUAUGAUCUAGAUGUAAGAAAAAGGUAUCUUGUUCAAUUAGUCUAUGUUAAAUCAGCUGUAGUUUCUUUAAUUUUUACUAACAAAACCUUUCUCACAACAAGCAUAAUGAUUUCAAUUACUUCUAUUCUUUUAAUUUAAAUAUCAAUAGUUCGUAAACAAUGUCGAUUAUGUCGUAAAAAAUUACCAUUCCCAUUCACUUCCCAAAAAACCAAAGUAACUCGUUCAAAAGAAAAUAAAACAAAUAUCAACGAGUCAUAAGUAUUUAUAACAGGGAUUCUAGAAGAAUUAAAGAAUUGA
This is a messenger RNA of Paramecium sonneborni, 1358 nucleotides long. Lineage: Eukaryota; Ciliophora; Oligohymenophorea; Peniculida; Parameciidae. The record is from the annotation of a GenBank genome assembly.